UAGGGUGGGAGAUGCUCUUCGGGAUUCCUCGUGUCUUUCUAGCUCGUUUACCGCGGAGCCCUCCACGGUCUAUAUACUCGUCGUACCACGGGAUGCCUCCUCAGGUAUUUGCUGUCCGUCGUACAACACAUUAGCCACCAUGGAAGAAGACGAUCAGAAGAUGGCCGUGAUGCGCAAGGCGUUCCAGAUGUUUGACACAAGUAAAAGCGGCUUCAUCGAGACCCUCAAGAUCUCCACGAUCCUGAAUACGAUGGGUCAGCUUUUCGACGACGCGGACCUCAACGCUCUUAUCGAAGAGAAUGACCCCGAAGGUUCCGGCCGAGUUAAUUUCGAUGGAUUUUGUAACAUCGCCGGACGAUUCCUCGAAGAGGAAGACGCCGAGGCCAUGCAACAGGAGCUCAAAGAAGCUUUCCGUCUUUACGACAGGGAAGGAAAUGGCUACAUCACAACCGCUACUCUCAAAGAAAUCCUCGCGGCACUCGACGACAAGCUGACAAACCGCGACCUCGACGGCAUCAUCGCUGAAAUCGAUACCGAUGGUUCCGGCACCGUGGAUUUCGAUGAAUUCAUGGAGAUGAUGACCGGCGAAUAAAGUUCCUGGCCAAGAUUUCCGGUCAAUUAAUAUGCCUGCCAACGAGCGUUCACAGAACUUUACGCCUGAUUAACAUCUGGCUGGCGACUGCACCGAAGCCAGCGGGUGCUGAUAGAAUUCUGGUCGAAUUCAUUCAACGAAUAUUUCCACUGUCCGCAUUAACAUAUCUCAUACUUAUAAUGGGAUGUGUGACUGGGAGACAGUGUCAUUAAAACAUGUACAUACAUACCAUUAAUAUUGAUAAAAUAUCGUUACCAACUAUCA
Messenger RNA from Athalia rosae (coleseed sawfly), 856 nucleotides. RefSeq names its product troponin C (gene TpnC25D). The coding region runs from base 140 to 592 and encodes 150 amino acids. NCBI's taxonomy places the organism in Eukaryota, Metazoa, Arthropoda, Insecta, Hymenoptera, Athaliidae. The transcript has 3 exons. The record is from RefSeq and is a predicted model, not a curated record. Gene Ontology annotation, molecular function: calcium ion binding; enzyme regulator activity.